Molecule: messenger RNA, 2296 nt
Organism: Thermothelomyces thermophilus ATCC 42464
Lineage: Eukaryota; Fungi; Ascomycota; Sordariomycetes; Sordariales; Chaetomiaceae
Exons: 1
Coding region: 248-2053 (601 amino acids)
Biological process (GO): transcription initiation at RNA polymerase III promoter
Cellular component (GO): transcription factor TFIIIC complex
Source: RefSeq, a predicted model, not a curated record
AGUGCCGAGGAUCCUUCCCUCGUCUCCCCAGAAGUUCUCUCGCGGGACAGGCUCGACACUCCGCGAGUUAUCCGGCGCAAACUCCAGGACAAUGUAGGCAAAUACACGGUUGAACCGGUCGGUGUUGUCAACAACACCCACCGGUACAGAGGUCGGUCAUCUCUCGCCCGACUUCCCCUCCGGGGCCCAGACUAAUUGUUUCCCAGGCCUGGCCGACUUUCAGUAUUCUCUAGGAGAGUCCAGAUUCAUGAAGCAGUUCGUCGAGAAAGUCCUACCCGGCGACGUUUCCAAGUUGAGGAAGUUCUCCCUUCAACCCGGGAUCGAAUCCGGGACCAACAUCGACCUCAUCCCGCCUCCGUACUUCACCCCUAUCACCCUCCCUUUCAGCUACAACUACGCUCAGAACCCCCACACCAAGGAGAUCAGUCUUGGUCCCUCCGACGCCACGGGCGACCUGUCUGAGGACCAAGAAUACGGACGUGUUGUCAACAUCACGUCGCGCGCCCCCGCCGCCGGCUACUUCAUCGCGCACGACGAGUACCCGGUCCCGAGCGGCCCGCGCCGGGAGCCCGACAUGUCCGACCCGCAGGUGGCCGCCAUCAUCACCGAGAUGCGGCAGGCCAUGGAGGAGCGUCCCAUAUGGACGCGCCGCAGUAUGUGGAACCGGCUGGGGGCCAAGUUCGCCGAGCUGCCCAAGAACGGCGGCCUCGUCCGCCACUGCCUGCAGUACGCCGGCUACCAAUUCAAGGGCGGGCCCUGGCGCGACGCCCUCGUCAAGUACGGCCUCGACCCGCGCUCUGAUCCCAAGUACCGCAUCUAUCAGACACUCAUCUUCAAGCUGCACAAGACGAGCGUCGGCAGCGUCGGCCGCUCCUGGCAGGCGCUGCGGCGCAAGGAGAUUGGCGUCUCCAAUUUCGGCAAAGCGUGGAAGGACAUGGGCGCUGGAGACGACGCGAUGCUCAACACGCACAUCUUCAACGGCGAGUCGUUCAGCACGGACGGCAAGGUCUGGCAAGUCUGCGACAUCACUGAUCCGCUUCUGGCCAGGUUGUUUGCCGAGGCCGAGGUGCGCCCCGAGUGCGACGUCGAGAUCAGCGGCUUCUACCACCGCGCGCUGUGGUCCGUGGCCAAGGCCAUCAUGAAGUGCAAAAUGGUCGCUAUCCGGUUCAAUCGCACGCUGACGGACAGCGACUUCAGCGCCGCGCUCGAGGCCGUCAAGAACGUGCCGCACGAUGGCGGCGGCGGCGGCGGGGGUAGCGGAUCCGGAAGUAGCAUCGGUAUCAGCCUGCCCGACCUCCAGUUGACGGCAGCCGAGUAUGAGCAGCUUCGCGGGGGGAAGUACCGCCCGCGGCCCGGCAUCAAGUCCUCUGGACGCGAGGUCGUGGACGGGGUAGGACGCCGGCGAAGAACGCAUUAUCGCGUGCGGAUCCCGCUUAAGGAGACAGAGGAGCGCGAGGCGGUCAAAAUGAUCAAGCUACUUACACAUAACACGCAGGACAAGGAGGCCGCGGGUGAAACAAGUGCCGCGGCCACCGAGGCGGAAGGAUCGACCCCGGGCGAGGAGGUGUUACGUGAGGCUCCAGCUGGAGCAACAGAUCAAGACGUCAGGCUCGCCAGGACAGGGGGAGAAGAGCAAGAUGAGAAGGACGAAGGCGAAGAGGAGCGAACAGAGGGACGUGCGUUCCAAGAAGUCUUGGAAGACAUGGACGAAGAGGACAGUGAGGAGGAAGACGAGGAGGAGGGUGACGAGAGCGAAGAGGGUGAGGAAGGCGAGGAGAUGGUACCCCAGAAGAAGUAUCCCUUCCACCAGGAGAAUGAAUCAGAAGACGACUUGGACCAGGAGGAGGAGUACGAGGAGGGUGUGUAUUCGGACGAAGACGACCAGGAGGAUAUGGAGGACGAGGACGAGGACGAGGACGAAGAUGAAGACGAGUACGGCAGGGGAGAUGAUGACGAGGAGGAGGAAUUAGGAGAAGAGGGCGAGGGAUUUUCCCAAACAUGGGAAGACGACGAUGGUGACGGUGGGGAGGAUGGCCAAGGAUACUACGAGUAGGAUUGGCCGUCGUGAGCCUGUCUAUAUAUAUAUAUAUGCAAAGCGGGACUUGGCUCUCUACUUGCCGAUGUUUUGGGACUGUGGUUUGUUUUUUAACGACGAUUCAUCACAACGACGUACUAUUCAUGCGGACGCAAAUAAUAGAAGGCAAAAAGGGGAAAGAGGGCAAAUAGCCUCGUAUUACGCUAUAUCCACCCAAACGUACACUCCCGCCUCCAAACCCGUAUUAAGCUCUGUCGUCUC